AUGCCAUUACUACUAGUGACCAAGGAUCAAGAGAAUCAACUUUUAGAAUGCCUCGUCGAGCUCGAGAAAGACACCGACAAAGGGAAGAUGGUCGAGAAGCUUACGACAGUGGUGCUCGCACUCGGGGACAAUCUCAAAUUGGGACAGAGCACAGAGCAAUACGACGACAAGAUCCGUGAGGCCAGACGUAGAAUCGAUCAGCGCAUGAAGCAACAAGACUAUCUGGAAGUGAAAGAUAUGAUGACAAAAGGUGCCCAACAGUUGGUUGAUGCGUUGUCGCAGGAGCAGGAAGGACAAGAGAUUCCGGACGAGCAGGCACAACGCGGAACAAAGAGGAAGUUGGCUGAGGAAGUGGAGGGCCAGCUUAAGAUGCUGGAGAGGAUGAGCAAGAAGAUGCGCUGUCACGUCGAAAAGGAGACUGAGGCCGCAGAAAGUCUCCUUGACGGCAACAGGAUGCGCCGUCACGUCGUGGAAGAAGAGACUGAGGCGGCACAAAGUCUCUUUGGUGAGGAACCCGACCAUGCCGCGAUCGCUGCCAUUCUCGGCAACAUCAACGCCACCAGCACAAGCGGAAAGGCACGGAGUACAUCCGAGACAGCUAGAGCAUCAAGCACAGCCGAAUCGUUGUUCGCCUAUUGGCCAGACACGCCGGAUAGGUCGACGGCAGUGAAGAAGAUGGCACCAGGCACAGCCGUGUCUGCGUCCAUGCCAAAGGCCAAAUCAGGACGCAGAUAUGUGUCCAAUUCCUACUUUCGAUGUCUUGUCAAUCCGAGCUCGCCUGCACGACACGACGCUGAAGAUGCAAGAAAAGGACAAGACAGCGACAAGCGACAAGCGAAAAACCAAAACUAG
This is a messenger RNA of Capronia epimyces CBS 606.96, 852 nucleotides long. RefSeq lists its product as uncharacterized. The transcript has a single exon. The coding region runs from base 1 to 852 and encodes 283 amino acids. The record is from RefSeq and is a predicted model, not a curated record. Lineage: Eukaryota; Fungi; Ascomycota; Eurotiomycetes; Chaetothyriales; Herpotrichiellaceae.